Messenger RNA from Aspergillus brunneoviolaceus CBS 621.78, 1294 nucleotides. Its product is annotated as Stk19 family serine/threonine-protein kinase. Gene Ontology annotation, biological process: protein phosphorylation; positive regulation of Ras protein signal transduction. The coding region runs from base 54 to 1178 and encodes 374 amino acids. The transcript has 2 exons. The record is from RefSeq and is a predicted model, not a curated record. Gene Ontology annotation, molecular function: protein serine/threonine kinase activity. NCBI's taxonomy places the organism in Eukaryota, Fungi, Ascomycota, Eurotiomycetes, Eurotiales, Aspergillaceae.
CUUUUUUUCUUGUUCUAUACUUCGUACUUCCAUAUCGUACCACUCACCCGGCCAUGCCCUUGCGGAUCACCUCUGCCCCUGUCGCUGGAAUCAAGAAGAACAAAAAGUCAAACUCUGUCAGGCCGCGCGUCUCACCUUUCGCCGCACAUCCGCGUCGCAAAGCCACGGCCUCGUCGACAGAUGCUCCCAAUCCCAACUUCACAGAUGAUUAUGAUCAAGGCUUCUUACCAGACUUGGGGCUGUCGCGGUACAUCUCAGAGACUGCCCCCGCGAUCGAUGUGAUGCAGGCGAUUCACUCCAUCCGGAAAACUAUGUUCGAGGAUGUCCCUCAGCGGGCAGGGAUGAGUAGCACCCGCAUUGCCGAAGUGCUGAAUCUCCGCCGGUCGAUCCCCCCGCUUGCCUCUGUGGCCCACGUACAUACGCUACUCGAUGCGCCGACCAAAGUCGAAAAAGAAAUCAUGGAGUUGAUCUCCAUGGGCCGCGUACGACGCUUGAUCGUGCCAGGAAGAGGCAGCGAUGCUGCGGGCCUGGGUGAUUGUCUGGUCCUCGCUGAAGAGUGGGAUCAGCUGGUGCAAGACAAUCCUAUUUUGGAGGACUCGUUGAAAGAGAAAUUCCGACGAGUCCUAAGUCGCAUCGGAAAUAACCCUGCCGUUCCUGGUAGCGUCUUCACGGUACCUGAAUAUAUGGCCUUGAUUCGCGCCGGGUUUCUUGUUUCCUCUUCGUCCUUAACCCAGGGCGCCUCGGGCGUCACGUCACUUCCUGCACUGCCGGCUAGCUCAGCUGUAGCUGCUGCGGCGAGCGACAAUGCCGUGACUGAGCAUAACACGUUCUUUCAAACCGCGACCCUUUUUCUUUCCUUACCGAACACGGGACCAUAUCUUCGUCUACUGGCUGCCAGCCGGUCCCACCUUCUUUCGCUUUUGAAUCGGUCGGGUGCGCGGGAGGUGCCAUUGUACCUUCUUCGCGACCGAUGGGACGGAGCCGUCGAGAAUGGUCAGAGCUUUAGCAUUGCUAAGAGAAUAAGGGGAGAGUUUGCGGGGAUUCUACCCGGUCGUACGAAAAAGUGGAAGCAAUUGUACGGGAUGAGCUUCCGUUGGGCUCUUGAGGAAGCCCUUGGAGCCGGGCUUAUUGAGCUUUUUGAUACGGGCAGUGUUGGCCCGGGAGUGCGCAGUCUUUAAUGGAGGACUGAUGACAUAUUUGAUUUUUGAUACCCUUUGAUGUUUAUACGGUGUACUACGAGUAGGUGAGAUGUCUCCUUAGCAUGAGACCUAUGACAAUAUAUUGAACCCGCGCG